Drosophila willistoni is the source of this 3569-nucleotide messenger RNA. Its product is annotated as CUGBP Elav-like family member 2. NCBI's taxonomy places the organism in Eukaryota, Metazoa, Arthropoda, Insecta, Diptera, Drosophilidae. Gene Ontology annotation, cellular component: cytoplasm; nucleus; ribonucleoprotein complex. Bases 318 to 2435 code for a protein of 705 amino acids. The transcript is spliced from 7 exons. The record is from RefSeq and is a predicted model, not a curated record. Gene Ontology annotation, molecular function: mRNA 3'-UTR binding. Gene Ontology annotation, biological process: regulation of alternative mRNA splicing, via spliceosome; mRNA splice site recognition.
CACUCAAUCGCCCAGACAUCAGUCGCGUUUCACGGAUCGCAUGCGGCAUCUCUCAGAGUAUCCAAAGCGCGCUGAAUGAACGCCACAGAAAAACAGACGUACAUAUCUAUCUGUAUCUGUAUCUUUUAAAACCGCCGAUCGCGUUGAAAUCGUGAGAUCGUCUAAACGAAGCGCGCACGUAAAAACCCAAGAGGGCCAUAAAAACAACGUUUACAAAACAUAACAACAAAAUCCAACAACAAAUACCGUGUCUGUGCCUGUGUGUGUGUGUGAGUGUAGUGCAUUGUGGUGGCGCCAUCUAGCGGCCCAUAAAUAUUAUGAAAAAUCCAACUAUCAUGGAAUGCAGCUUAAGCAACAAUAACAACAACAACAACAACAACAGCAUCACAACAUCUAACAAUAUCAACGGAAACGGAAACGGAAAUGGCAACAGCACCAGCCAAGAGCAGCGCCCUCUACUGGCAAAAACAAAUGCCAUUUCACCCAAACUAGGCACCAAUUCCAAUUCGAAUUCUAGCUCCAGCUGCAGCUCAAGUUCCUCUCCCCCCCAGCUGUAUCAUCAUCAUCAUCAUCAACUGCACCACCAGUCAUCGCCCCCUCCGACGCCCUCAUCGAUGUCCGCAAACAUGACCACAAAUGGCCAUCAGUUGUAUCCGGCGAUAACAGCGACCUAUUGGCUACCCCCACCGAAUCCGGCGCCAUAUUUAGUUCCAGAGCGCAAACUUUUCGUUGGCAUGCUGAAUAAAAAGUACACAGAAGCCGAUGUGAGGCAACUAUUCACGGGCCAUGGAACCAUUGAGGAGUGCACCGUGCUGAGGGAUCAGGUGGGCCAGAGCAAGGGCUGUGCUUUUGUAACAUUCGCAACCAAACAGAAUGCCAUUGGGGCGAUCAAGGCCCUUCACCAAAGUCAAACCAUGGAGGGAUGCUCUGCUCCCCUUGUUGUUAAGUUCGCUGAUACCCAAAAAGAAAAGGAUCAAAAGAAAAUGCAACAAUUUCAUGCAAUAUGCGGCAUCAAUGCCCUAACCCAGACACCCAAUGGAGCUGCUGCAGCCACAGCGCCCGUGACAUCGAAUCCAGCUGCCACGGCAUUGAUAGCCACGGCAGCCAAUGGCCAGGGGGCAGCAGCAGCCCGUCCUACCCUAGCAGCAGCAGUUCCCACAGCUGCUCAGCAGGCAGCAGCAGCCGCAGCAGUUGGCGGAGCAGCAGUAGCCGCUGCAGCAGCACAAAAUGCAGCUGCCACUUUGGUACCAGUGCCACAAGCAGCCACAUUGAAUCCUGCCUCGUUGCUGGCCACUGUUGGUAAUCAUCAUCAUGCGCAUCAUCCCCACCAUCACCCCCACCACCAGACACCUGGGGCAGCGGCAGCAGCAGCAGCGGCGGCCUAUCUAUCGGAUCCAAAUGUGCAGUUGUUUCAGCAAUUGCAGCAAUAUGGUCUCUCACCGGCACAUUACUUGCAAGGAUUAAAUUUCCACCCACCGGAUAACAGUGCCCACCACAGCCAGCACGGUGCAUCAGCCGCUUCCGCCGCCACUCUAUCGGCUGUCGGGAACGUUGCCGCAGCCGCCGCCGCUGCAGCAGCAGCACCACCACCACCAGCUCACCACCCACACCCCCACCCUCACCACCAACACCCCGCAGCAGCAAUUGGCGGGACAGCCGGGACACCAUCCAGCGGCGGGAUCUCUGCCGCCGGGCAUGUUGCUGGCACUGGACUGCUCGCCGGUCCAUCCAUGUCUAUGCAGAAUUUGGUAACUCUAUUGGCCACGCCCACGCAUCAGCUCACCGCCCCCAACAGCAACAACAACAACGGCAGCAGCAGCAGCAUCAACAACCACAAUACCACCACCACAAGCAACAACAAUUCAUCUUCUGUUAACCUUCAACGUCAGGCUUUGGCGUUUAGUCAAUUGGUCGCACAUCAGCAUCCGCUGACACAAGGACAUGCACAUCCUUCGAGUAUACAACAAAUAAUGGGCGCAGGACCCGCUGCCGCCACACUAAGUGCCAUUUGGCCGACAGCAGCCACCGAACCUUAUGCACCCACACAUCUCAGUGGAUUGACCAAUGGGUCAGCAACCGUUGCCUAUGGAGCCGCCGCACAGCCCCUAACUGCCAGCGCCCUUCAAGCAGCUGCAGCGGGCGUGGCGGGCAAACAGAUCGAGGGGCCCGAUGGCAGUAAUCUGUUCAUAUAUCAUCUACCUCAGGAAUUCAUUGAUACGGAUCUCGCAUCGACAUUUUUGCCCUUUGGCAAUGUGCUGUCAGCCAAAGUGUUUAUCGAUAAGCAGACAAAUUUAUCGAAAUGCUUCGGUUUCGUUUCCUAUGACAAUCCACAUUCGGCAAAUGCGGCCAUUCAGGCGAUGCAUGGUUUUCAAAUAGGCACAAAACGCUUGAAGGUCCAAUUGAAACGUUCCAAGGAUGCGGCCAAGCCGUACUAAACACAUACACACACACACUCACCCCACACCUCUCUCCACACACACAUACACAUUUAGCUAUUAGGUAUAUACAUACAUACAUAUUUGUGCCUUUUUAGGGAAAGUUUUGUCGAAACCAAAGGACCAAAUUUAAUAAUUAAGUAAAUACAUUUACAUAAUACAUAUUUUCGAGUGCACAAAUAAAGAAAAUCCCACAAAAACCAAUCCAACAAUUCAAACCAAAGAUGGAAGCAGAAGUGAAAUGUUGUUGUUAAUCGUUUUUGCUGAACAAAACACAAAAAAAAAAUUUAACAAAAACCCCCCAAAAAAAAAAAAAACCCCACAAAUCUAAAGCUGCUUUUUGUUGGCGGCGCCAAAGUAUUUUUCAAAGCCAAAUAGUUAAGCAAAAAAGUAAAAGUAAAAGCAGUGACAAAUGUUUUGCAAUAAAAAAAAAAAAAAAAUUGUUAAUUUUUUAUAAAUAAUAGUAAAAGAAAUUUGUAGUAGUUCACAACAUUCGAAACUUCACAAGAAAAACAACAAAACCUAAACAUAAAGAAAUUGCAUUAAGUCAUUGUUAAUCAACUGAAUCCUCCGUUGAUCCUUGAAAGCUUUAUGAAAAAACUAUUUGAUUUAAAAACAACGAUAGUAAAAUCGAUAACGAUAACUAAAAACUUAUAUCAAAGUCAAAUUUAUUGGAUCUAUUCAAUCGGAGGGUUGAAAACUAGAAAUAUUUAAUUAAUUUUCUUAAAUUAAAUGCACCAUUGUUUAUUUCAAUAUAACUUAACCCUCUAAUUAUCAUAUAGUCAUCUCUAUAUAGUUGUAAACUAUUUAAAUUUAAACAAAAAAAACUAAAAAGAGGUAAAUAUAAUUAAUUUAAAGUGUACUUAAUUUUUGCACAUGGAAGAACAUUAAAAAAGAAACAUAAACAAAAGCGAAAUCUAUAAAUUAAAAAUAAAAUAUUAAGUUUAGUGAAUACAAUUAAAAUUCUAAUCAUAAAUGAAAGAAACGAAGCUUUUUAGUGAGUAUCGAAAAUGUAAUUGUACUUGUAAUCGUUCAUGUACUUGUAAGUACUGGUAAUUGAUAAAAGGCAAAAGUCCAUAACUAAAAUGGUUUUCAUAUUUUCAAACAAUAAAUAACUUAAAUAUAUACAAUAAA